AUGGCACAGCGGGGAGCAUCUAUUCCAAGACCAACCCGUGGACAAAGCCCAACAAUUGCUGAUGUCCCUACUGCAGAGGCAGAGAAGUGGGUCUCGCAGUGGACACAUGUAUUGGCUAAGGAUUUGAUCGAUGUGCGCGUAGUUGAAGUAGACGCAGACAUGUCCGUCGAGGACGCAUGCGAUCUCCUUCUGCAAGAAGACAUCCCGUGUCUCGCUGUCCGCACACUUCCGGAUUCGACUCGUACAGGUCCACCUUAUCUUGGACUUUUUGAUUUUUCAGAUGUGAACGCAUUCCUCACGCUCGCUGCGACGCGGCACACCAUCUCACUCGCAGAGCUUCGUGCUAACUCGCGCGCCGAUCAGAUUAUGAGUGCUGCACGAGAAGGACGUGUACCUGUGCACCUUGUUAGCAACCUCUCAGAAAAGAAUUACCUAGAGACCCUUCCGAACAAUGCCAACCUUAUUUCGCUGCUUGGAGUGUUUGCGAAGGGGACGCAUAGGGUGCAACCUUCCAUCCAAAUUUCCCAGCCUUCCCAGUCUCCCAAGCCUGUAUCAGCCUUAACAGCUUCCCGCCCCACUGCUCCGCUCCAACCCCAACCACAGCCCCCUUCCACUCUCACAUUUGCAAGGCUCCUCUCGUGCCCCCUAUACUUACUUGCUCUCCCGUCCCUUCAAAUGUAUACGUCUGUCAUAGCUGCUACCAGCUCAUCUACAGUGCUUGACGCGAUGCGCCUGAUGAGCGACGGUGGUGUGAGUAGCGUAGCUGUUGUCGAUGAUGGCGGGGGAGGAUACGGAGCUGGAUACGGGUCCUGGGGUGGGCUGACUGGAGCAGUGAGUGUUACUGAUAUCGGAAAGCUCGUCGUUCCUUCGGAGUCCAACCACAUUCUCUCCGCGCCUUUACACCAGUUCGUCGCACAGAUCAAGGAGUCAGGUGGAAGCACGGAUGGAGCAGACCGGUAUCCUGUGUAUGUCGUCCUCCCCACCAGCACACUCUCAUAUACAAUUCAGAAACUGCUUGCAACCAAUUCGCACCGACUCUUCGUAAUUGACCCGGAUUUUGAGCCCAGCUCAUCUCCAGGCUCGCUCACGGGCGGCGGAUUGUGCGGAAUUGUUAGCGUUGUUGACCUUCUUUCUUUUUUCGCACGUAUCGCCAACCUUCCAAAUGUUGACCCCACGCAACGCAUGCGGCACCGACGUGCCUCAUCUUCAUCUUCAUCUUCACACUCGUCUCGCGGAAUGAUUGUGCGGGACUUGUCACGGUCGCUCGCACAAGCACGGGAUCUCUCCCAAUCCAGCAGAGAUUUUGCGCGCUCAAGAUCCGGUAGCAGGACGAGCAUAGGUCUCAGCCAAAGCCCGCGAGUCAUCCCAACUUUAGAUGUUGGCAGUCCGCGCUCCAUGCCAAGUUUGGGGCUAGGGGAUGUCAGGGAAAGUCCGCGGAUGAUGCCGACGCUUGGUGCUGGUGACAGAAACUCGUGGGUGGGUUUAGAUUUUGGGGAGCUCGUGGGACCGUGGGAGUAA
Suillus discolor is the source of this 1518-nucleotide messenger RNA. RefSeq lists its product as uncharacterized. The transcript is spliced from 10 exons. The coding region runs from base 1 to 1518 and encodes 505 amino acids. Gene Ontology annotation, molecular function: protein serine/threonine phosphatase inhibitor activity. The record is from RefSeq and is a predicted model, not a curated record. NCBI's taxonomy places the organism in Eukaryota, Fungi, Basidiomycota, Agaricomycetes, Boletales, Suillaceae.